Messenger RNA from Paramuricea clavata, 2345 nucleotides. The record is from the annotation of a GenBank genome assembly. NCBI's taxonomy places the organism in Eukaryota, Metazoa, Cnidaria, Anthozoa, Malacalcyonacea, Plexauridae.
AUGAGUGGUGGAAAAGAACCAACCCAUUUUCAUGUCAUGGUCGUGGAAGGAGUUCAGAGUCUGACAAGAUCUAAAGAGCUUGUAACUGCCCUCAAUUGCCAUGGUAUUUCUGUUAGCUACAACAUGGUUAAGAGAAUUGAUGUUGACAUCACAGAACAGAUAAUAUCCAUGGCAGGGGACAAUAGCAUACCACUUCCUCUUGUCCUAGAAUCAUCAAGGCCACUCAACGCAGCUAUGGAUAACUUUGACCGUAACAAAAGUACACUUGCCUGCACAGAUUCCACACAUUUCCGACACCAUUCGAUGUGUGGAUAUACACUCAGAGUAACAUCACAAGCAUCAUAUUCACCUGAGUACAUUACACCAACACAGAAAAAAAUCACCAUUCUUGUUCCUUUUCAGAAUGUCCCAACAAGCAAAGAAAAUCCAUCAGACAAAAGUGAUAUAUCGACACGACCUUUUUUCCCUCAGAGCAGAACUACAGUAAAGCUUAGAUCUGACGUCAGUUGUCAACAGCUUAUCAGAAUGAGAGCAAUGAAAGAACAUGGAGAGAAUUUCAAAGUAUCGGAGUCCGUUUUCAAUCUGUAUUCAACCUUUACAGAAAGAAAUUAUCCUUCAACGUGCAAAACACCUUCAACGUGCAAAACACCUGCAACUGGCACCUCAACAACAGAAUCCACCUCUGUAACAUGAACUAAUUCAUCUUCAACGACAACAGACCUGGUUUCAUCAAUCAGCCUUUGGAAAUAGUCAAUGAAAUCGAUACGUUUGGACUACUUUCUUUGGUUGGUGAACUGCUUAAAUGGAAAGGCAGUGGAGAUGGGCUAUGUUGUCCCUGGAUUUACAACCUUGAGAAGCUCUACUUUGAAUUUCCAUGCUACCACAAAAAUUUUAACUCCAAUCCUUCCAUAUCCAGCUACCACAUACGAUGCAAUACUAACCACCAUGAUCAACUUUCAAGAUGCCUUGAAACAGAAGGUGAUUCUUACAGUGGGUUAUGGGCUGACAAGGUUGUUUAUCGAGAAAUCCCGAGAAAGAAAUGGAAGUUGAGGGAUUUGUGGUUGAUUGUCAGUCAAUCCAUUAACAUUGGUGGUGAAAUAUGGAAUGCCACGCAAGAACGAGUUAAAGCCACAGAAGAAAACUUUGACCUAUACCUAAAAGAAAUGCCUUCGAAAUCCAAGUCUUUUGCUUUUUGGAACACAUAUGUCUCCAACCUUUACCCAAUAGCAAGAGACUUUACAAAUUCCAUGUGUUCUGGAGAUUGGACAUUGUACCUUAGUGCUGUCGAGAGAGCAACUUCACUGUCUUUCUUCUUUGGCAGAACAAACUACUGUAGAUGGACACCAAUGUUUCUACAGGACUGCUAUCAACUGAAAGAUAAGUUUCUUCUCCUCUACAAAUCAUACAUGGACGGUGGAUUUGUUAUGAAUGGUAACAAGAAAGGAAGUGGAGUUCCAUUUGACCAAGCUCUGGAACAGUGUUACAACUGGCCGGCAAAAAUUAGUGGUGGCAUAAUUGGGGUGACCAGAAAGGAAGACGACUGCAGUGGCUUUGUGGGACAUCAUGAAACACAAGAAAGACCAGUAUGUUCAUCUUCUAAAGAUGCAACAUGUCGAAGGAUUGUCACGACUUUAACCAGAGUACUGCAACAAAGAUCUCUGCAUUGGUUCAGGAAAGAUACAUAUCUUCAAAAAGUAUGUUCUUCAAUUCUAGAUCAGGACAAACUUAAGAACAUGGUAACAGGAAAUCUUGAUGGAAGUGAACGUGGCUAUGUUAUUAUGUUGCAUUAAAGAAGGAACCUAUGCUAAGUUUAACAAAGAUCGAUUAAGAAGCAAGACAACAUCUAUCCAUUCAACCAUUAGCAGAAUCAAGUUGAAGACCUCAAGGAAAGCAUCACGUUUGACUUCCAAACUGGACAUCAAGGAAGAAACAAUCAAGGCCCUGAUGUGUGUAGAAUAUGCAAGUCACCGUGGUUUUACCGUUGAAGAGUUACUCCUGCAUGAGAUUACUAGUUCAGCUUUCAUUUUGGUUGACAAAGAUAGUUUUUGAGGAAGUGCACCAAAUGUCAACUUGGGUCUAAGUUAUUAAAGUUGUGUCCACACAUCAAUCCCAAAGAGCAAGAAACAACUCCAUCAACCAAUGCGUAUAUAAUCAAUUUUAUGGCUUAGGUUAGAAAAGUCCCCUUGAAGAAACUUGAACCACCUGUGAAGACAUUCCACGAUCUUGCCGUUGCCUUGACUGCUAUGAUCACCAAUACCACAUGCAACUGUGAAGAGAUCCACAUUGUUUUCGAUACUUAUAAAGAAGACAGCAUCAAGAAUGUGGAAAGGAAGAGGGAAAUCUAA